AUGCUUUCCGACAUGAAGGGGACUGCCUUCCUUCCCACCAACGACGCUUGGCAGCAGGCUCGUGACGGGUAUCUCAAGUUGAGCGCGGUCGACCCGUCGGUCAAGGAGGCGUUGAACACCGUCGUCGAUACCAAGGCUGACGAGACCGCUUUGCUCGCCAUGUCGCAAGGCGCAUGGAACGUGUUUCAUAAUCUGGCGCAUUACCACUUGGUAAUUGAUCGAGUCAACGCGACUUUUAUCACGACAAAUUUGACCGCAAAUACGUACUACAGGCUUACGAGCCACAAGAACGAACCCAUCUUCCUCUAUGACAACAAUGUCACUGACGUCAUCACAGUGACGGGCAGUCAACCGGCCGGAGUCACCCCGCUCGCCAUUCCCUCUGAGGGCAACGACACGCACACCUCUCAUGCCGAGGUCCUUGCUGUCACAGUUCCCCCGAAAGCACCCGCCGCUCCCGCUUCCGCUCCUGCUCCCGCACCCGUGAUCGCGCCUGUGCCUGCGGUCCCUGGCACUUCCACUGCCGUGGGUAAGGUCGUGAUUCCCGAUAUCAUAGACGAGCAUGGAUACGCCGCUCACGGCAUCGACGCCGUGCUCCUCCCCGCCAAGACGAGCGUCCUCUUCGACAACGCCAGCAAGCCUGCUAACACCACUAAGUCUGGUGAGUUUCGUUUAUGUCGGUUCACGGAAUGGGAUGGGCUAGAUUACACUCGUCCUUUAAACGGCUCUGUUUUGUAUCGAGGCUUCGCAUCGCGACUUACGGGAGCUUCGACCAUGGGGCAGGCGUUUAGGAAGCUGUUCGAUUCCAUUUUCGGCAACAGAGAAAUGCGCGUUGUCAUGCUCGGGUUGGACGCAGCUGGCAAGACGACAAUCCUUUACAAGCUCCAUAUCGGCGAGAUUCUCUCCACUGUCCCCACCAUCGGGUUCAACGUGGAGAAGGUGCAGUACAAGAACGUGCAGUUCACGGUGUGGGACGUGGGAGGCCAGGAGAAGCUGCGGCCUUUGUGGCGCCACUACUUCAACAAUACUGACGCCCUGAUCUAUGUGGUGGACUCUCUUGAUAAAGAGCGAGUGAAACAAGCAGCUCGUGAAUUUCAGACGAUAGUGAGCGAUCCCCUCAUGCGCAACAGCGCCAUUCUUGUCUUCGCCAACAAGCAAGACCUGAAAGGCGCGCUUUCGCCAUUGGAGGUGUGUGAGACCAUGGGGCUGCAGCAGCUGCGGAACCGUUACUGGCACAUUCAGGGCACAUGUGCUCCCAAGGGCGAGGGUCUCUAUGAGGGGCUGGACUGGCUUUCAAACACUCUCAAGACCAUGCAGGCCAAGGGUCUGCCCACCUCUGUCAUGUCUGCUGGGGCUCCAUGA
Molecule: messenger RNA, 1362 nt
Organism: Closterium sp. Naga37s-1
Lineage: Eukaryota; Viridiplantae; Streptophyta; Zygnematophyceae; Desmidiales; Closteriaceae
Source: the annotation of a GenBank genome assembly